AUGACCUCACGGAUCGAGAAGACGAUUGCCCGCCAACGAGAAAAGAUUGCCUCCGGCGCUUACUACGAAGCUCACCAGCAGCUGCGUGUCAUCGCGGCACGAUACAUCAAACAAGGCAGCUACGAUGCGGCGGCUGACUUGUUGGCCGGAGGCGCUACCGCUUUACUGAGAGCCGGCUCGCAGCAGGGUGCUGCUGCGAGUGGUGGUGAUCUGGCGAUUAUGCUGGUGCUUGAGGUGUACACCAAGGCAGAGUGGGAGAUUACUGGAGAGGAUGAUGAUGCGAAGGGACGGGCCCGGAAGAAGCGCCUGAUCGAAUUGCUCCGUGAAAUCCCACCGGAGGAGCCUGCGAGAAAGAGGUAUAUCCAGGAAAUGAUUAGUUGGAGUGGAAGGUUUGGCCCGUUGGAAAGAGGCGACCCAGAGCUGCACCACGCAGCCGGAUCGGUGUACGCUGAAGACAACGAACCAUACGAUGCCGAGAAGCACCUCAUUCUUGGGACACCGGAAUCAGCUGAGACCCUUGCAAAGCUCGAAUACGAGUGGUACACCAACGAUGAACCGCACACGGCCGCUAUUUACGCUUCGCGCGCUGUUUUCCCAUACCUUAUGACCGGGAACCUCCGCAGUGCCAACAAGGCUUUCAUGGUCUUCACAUCGCGACUCUCUUCAUCAGAUCCCACUCUUGCUGUCCAAGAUGUCAGCAGCGCCAGUUCCGAUAUCAGAGUAUUCCCCACGGUGCCUCUGUUGAACUUUAUCAACAUGUUGCUCCUUACAAUCCAACGUGGAAACGCAGAUCUCUUCCGACAAUUGACGGCCCACUAUUCCUCUCAGAUCAAAGAAGUCGGCAUCUGGGACGAUGCGUUAGCGCAAUUUGGUGAGAAAUAUUUCGGCAUCGACAUUCCUCGCCAGAGUAAUCCGCUGUUCGAUAUGAUGGGCAGCAUGUUGUUUGGAGGUCAACAAGGCGGUGGUAGAGGACCGCAGGCGGCUUCGAGGAGAGUCGAGGCGCCAAGGAAUAUGGAGCUUGAUUGA
Aspergillus chevalieri is the source of this 1026-nucleotide messenger RNA. RefSeq names its product protein GET4. The coding region runs from base 1 to 1026 and encodes 341 amino acids. The transcript has 4 exons. Gene Ontology annotation, biological process: protein insertion into ER membrane. Gene Ontology annotation, cellular component: TRC complex; cytosol. The record is from RefSeq and is a predicted model, not a curated record. Gene Ontology annotation, molecular function: protein binding. NCBI's taxonomy places the organism in Eukaryota, Fungi, Ascomycota, Eurotiomycetes, Eurotiales, Aspergillaceae.